Molecule: messenger RNA, 1344 nt
Organism: Laetiporus sulphureus 93-53
Lineage: Eukaryota; Fungi; Basidiomycota; Agaricomycetes; Polyporales; Laetiporaceae
Product: putative fungal pheromoneG-protein-coupled receptor
Exons: 6
Coding region: 1-1344 (447 amino acids)
Biological process (GO): G protein-coupled receptor signaling pathway
Cellular component (GO): membrane
Molecular function (GO): mating-type alpha-factor pheromone receptor activity
Source: RefSeq, a predicted model, not a curated record
AUGGUGUCCUGGGAAACUCACCAGACUAUCGCCACGGCGUUCUCGUUUAUCGCUUUUGCUCUGGUUAGCAUACCUCUUUACUGGCAUCUGGAAGCUUGGAAUGUUGGAUGCGUUAUGUACAUAUUCUGGACCGGUUCGCAGUGCCUCAUCCAGUUCAUCAAUAUGACGGUCUGGAAAGACAAUGUCAUUAACUGGGUACCAGUUUGGUGCGAUAUCACGUCAAGGUGGCGGCUUGCCUCCGGCAUUGGGAUUUGCACUGCGUCCCUGAUCAUCAAUCGUCGUCUAUACAAGAUUGCGAGCGUGUCUGCCGUCUCCAUCACCCACGCGGACAAGCGUCGUAUGAUCUGGAUCGAUCUGGCGAUUGGUCUUGUCCCUUCUGCUGUGUGUGUCGGUCUCUAUUGGUUCUACCAGGGUCAUCGCUUCGACCUCUUCGAGGGCUACGGAUGCAUGUAUGAAUUCCCGAACACGAUCCUGUCUUACUUCCUCUACACGAUCUGGCCUGUUGUGAUUGGUCUGAUCUCCAUGGUGUACUGCAGCUUGACGCUGUACGCCUUCUACAAGAGGCGCAGACAGUUCAAGGAGCUCAUGUCCUCGAACUCCAAUUUGACCUACAACCGCUAUCUCCGUCUCAUGGGACUGGCCGGUAUCGAGAUGGUGUGCACAGUCCCACUCGGUGUCUGGAAUGUCGUCAAUUCGGCCGUGCAGCCCAUCUACAAGUGGGAAGGGCUAGCGAACGUACAUUACGAUUUCUCUCGCGUGGACCAGUACCCAACGAUUGUCUGGUACAACGUCCCGGCCGUUCGGCGGGCGAUCCAGUUCACUAUCUGGGAUCCGAUUGCAUGCGCGCUGCUGUUUUUCCUGUUUUUCGGAUGCGCGGAGGAGGCGCGGAAGCACUACUCGACCGCGCUGACCUCUGUCGUGAAGCGUGUUGGUAUUUCGACAAGCUUCCUCACGAGAACUGGCUCUGCUUCGAAUGCCUCAAUGGGUGGAUCGAAACUACCGUCGGGUGGCCUUGCUCGUGUCACUAUCCCGUCGUUCGUGCAGCGCAAGACAAGGAACGCGUCCGUCACGUCAUUCUCUGACAGAUUGUCUAUUUCGGUAUCCUUCGACGACGAUACGCCCAUCGACGAGUCCAAGAUCGCGUACUCGCCGUCGCAGAGCUCGGUAUCAAGCACGUACAUGGGAUCCCCAGUCAAGGCAUUAGACGCUGAGAAGGAGGCUGGUGAGCCAGCGUCACCAGUCUCUACCAACAAUGCCGAGGUCGCACAGGAGAUUGUCGCCAUCUCACGCCCAACACCGGACGUACCAGCACCUGUCUCGCACGAUGUGUCAGAUAUGGUCUAA